AUGGAGACGGCUGUGGAGAAGGCGAAGGAGAUGCGGCGUCGAGGGAAAGACAUCCGGCACAGGCAGGGCAAGAUGUGGCUUGUGGAAGCGCAGGCCUGUAAGGCACUGGCGAAUGUCUUCCAGACAUUUGAACGUCUUGUAGAAGCCGUGCGGGCAGCCAACGAGGCGGUCCAGCUUGCCAAGAAGGCGACUUACAAGCCGAUCAUCGUUGAGAUGAUGCUUUUGGCUGUGAAGGUGAACAGCUCGCUGGUCUUGCAGGAUGGCGCGCAGGUGUCCAUGCGAGGUGCUGAGAAGGCAGUGCGUCCUGCCAGAGAGGCAGUGACAGUCGCGAAAGCAACUGGAAAGCGAUCCCUCGUAAGCACGUGCCUGUAUCAACUGGCGGAAGUGCAGCUGAUGUCCUACCAACUUGGCCCAGCCAUGAGCUCCGCCAAGGAGGCCUUGGACAAGUUUCGCGAAGCGGGGGACAAAACUGGAGAAGCUGGUGCCGUGAUCCUCAUUGGAGAGACUCACUAUGCUGGGGGCAAGCACGACAAGGCAGAGGAGACGGUGAAGGAGGGCAUUGAUUUGGCAACUGAGUGUGGUGACCAGAGGAAAGAGUCAUACGGCAGGGCCCUGCUUCAGCAGAUCCAGGAUAGUCGGCGAGCACAGCAGGAAGCAGCGAUGGCUGCUCGACCGGCCAUGGUCUGGGAUGCCCAGCCAAGGGGCGACCAAGGGGCGAAAGUUGGCGAAAGGGACUUCUCUUCCAGCUUCCGGUGA
This is a messenger RNA of Cladocopium goreaui, 756 nucleotides long. The record is from the annotation of a GenBank genome assembly. Lineage: Eukaryota; Dinophyceae; Suessiales; Symbiodiniaceae.